AUGGCUCCCAAACCUCCGUCACCUCCGGGGGUUUUGCCUCAAGCUGCUAAUGGACCGCGCUUUGCGAACCCGAUCACUCAGCUACCAGAACAGGCACUGCUCUCCGAGGACAUAUCUAUGCGAGAAACACCAGACAUGUCAGGCGACAUCAACAGUCGCCUACGGAUAGAGUCUCCAUCGGACGAUACAUCGGAGGAUAGUCUCAUGUCGGAUUCAGACUCAGAGCCAGACGAGACACUCCCUAAGUCUCAGCGUGGAUUGCCGAUCUCUAGGCUUCCCACCGGCCUGUGCUAUGAUGACCGUAUGCGGUAUCAUGCUGAAGUAGCAGCCACCAGUGCCGAGAAUGUGCAUCCCGAAGACCCUCGGCGAAUCUAUUACAUCUUCAAGGAACUCUGUGAGGCUGGGCUGGUCGACGAUAAGGAUUAUCCACCUAUGGUAGAGCAGCCGCUGAAGCGGAUCGACGCCCGAGAGGCGACGAAGGAGGAGAUUCUUCUGAUCCAUGACGAAGAAGAGCAUUAUAAUUUCGUCAGGUCAACAGCAGCUAUGUCGAACGCGGAACUCAUCGACCUUUCAGAGAGCGCUGAGCAGGAUUCCAUCUAUUUCAACCAGCUCUCCUUUUUUUCUGGGAAAUUAUCCGCUGGCGCAGCUAUCGAGACUUGCAAGGCUGUUCUGGAUCGGAAGGUCAAGAACGCAAUCGCCGUGAUAAGACCACCCGGUCACCAUGCUGAACCUUUGAAACCAAUGGGCUUCUGCCUCUUCAACAACGUGUGCAUCGCUUCGAAAGCCUGCCAAAUAGAUGCGAGACUCGGUCAAGAGUGCAGGAAGAUCCUUAUUGUGGACUGGGACGUACACCACGGAAACGGCGGCCAACGAGCCUUCUACAAUGAUCCAAACAUCCUCUACAUCUCCAUCCACGUCCAUAUGAAUGGUCAAUUCUACCCAUCUGGCCCUGAAGGCGACAUGUACCACUGUGGGGAGGGUCCGGGCUUGGGCAAAAAUGUCAACAUACCCUGGCCCUCGAAAGGCAUGGGAGACGGCGACUACAUGUACGCCUUCCAGUCCGUCGUCAUGCCUAUCGCAGUGGAGUUCGACCCAGAUUUCGUAAUCGUUGCAGCGGGCUUCGAUGCCGCCGCUGGAGACGAACUGGGUGGUUGUUUCGUCACGCCGCCCUGCUACGCUCACAUGACGCACAUGCUCAUGUCCCUUGCUGGAGGGAAAAUCGCCGUCUGCCUUGAAGGAGGAUACAACUUUGGCGCCAUUUCGAAGUCCGCCCUCGCAGUCACGCGGACAUUGAUGGGGGAACCGCCCGAUCGCUUGCAGGCCACGGCCGCCACAUCGAGUGCAAUUGACACUAUAUCCAAAGUUCGAAACGUCCAGUCCAAGUACUGGCGGAGCAUUUAUCCCAAAGAACCCGUGGCAGGCAUCUUCGGCGGAGAGAGGUUGCAUGAUAUCAUUCGGCGGUACCAGGCGAUGCACCUCUAUGACAAGUACAAGUUGACCCAGUUGCAUAUCUUCCGGGACACGAUUUCCAGGUCCUUUGAUCAGCAGGUUUUGGCCACGCCGAACUAUGAAACCAAGAAAGCACUGAUAGUCAUCUUCCAUGACUCGCCUGAUCUCCUUGCCACGAAUACUGGGAUCUCUACGCAACAGAAACCACAUGAUACAUGGCUGGUUCAGAUCCCCCAUGCCCGUCUACCUCGCUACCUGCCUGCCUGCCUACCAAAGCUCACACACCUGCGUCAUAAGGUUGACGGCACACAGUCGUACAUCCACUGGGCGACGUCGCAAAACCACGGUGUCAUCGACGUCAACAUCCCCGAAUUCAUCACCGUCCCCGCGCCCGCCCCUGCCGCAACCUCCUCCUUGGACCAACCAGGCGUCAAACCCGAGUACGCUGCCGCACCGCUGGACCCUGCAUCCACCAGCAUGGGCAUCACCACCACGAGCGCGACGGCGACCGCGACCGCCCAGCACCCAUACAGCACGUCGAUCGAGUACGCGUCCGGGACCAGCGACCUCGCGCGGCGCGAAGGGGAAAAACUCGCCUUGUACCUCUGGGAGAACUACAUCGAGCCGUACGCGUUCCCGCACGGCGUCUUCCUCGUGGGCGCGGGCAACGCCUUCCACGCCGUGGCCAAGCUCAUCUCGGACAACGACAACGUGUACCCGGCGCUGCUGGGCGUCGUGGCCUUCAGCGCCACGCAGCCGAUCCGGCCCGUCACGUCCGGGACGAACCACUGGGUGACGAGCUGGUACCGGGAGAACAGCCUCGUGUUUGUGAGCGAGAAGCACAGCCUGUGGAAGAAGGAGAAGGAAGGCGGCAAGGUCUUCUCCAAGCGCUACGGGAAGCUGGUCAAGAGUCCCGGCGAGGUGUUGAAUGGCAUGAUGCUCCUGCAUCGCGACGAGGUCCUGAGGUGGAUGACCGAGCGGAUCAACCAGAGGAAGGAGGCCAUGGGGAGCAGUGAAGAAGAAGAAGAAGAUGAUGAUGAUGAUGACGAUGACGAUAAUGAUGGUGAACAGGAGGAUGGCCAGGACGACGGCGACGUGGAUGGCACAAAGGCUGGCGCUGGUGGGGGAGUGGAUGCGGAUGGAGAUGCGAGUGCAGCCAAGAAUGGUCAGGCCAGUGAUGCCGAUACCAUUGAUGAUCCGGCGGUCAAGGGGGAGAGUGGGAUCGGUGCUGCGGCGUCCUCACCACCUGCUGGGGCUCGAUUGUCGAGAGGCGAUGUGGUCAUGACGACGGAGCAGUGA
Cladophialophora carrionii CBS 160.54 is the source of this 2748-nucleotide messenger RNA. RefSeq lists its product as uncharacterized. The transcript has 9 exons. Gene Ontology annotation, biological process: chromatin organization. Gene Ontology annotation, cellular component: histone deacetylase complex. NCBI's taxonomy places the organism in Eukaryota, Fungi, Ascomycota, Eurotiomycetes, Chaetothyriales, Herpotrichiellaceae. Gene Ontology annotation, molecular function: histone deacetylase activity. Bases 1 to 2748 code for a protein of 915 amino acids. The record is from RefSeq and is a predicted model, not a curated record.